GGCGCCAUAUUGGAUCCUCGGUGGUAAACACACACUAACCCGGGCUGUUAGCGGACAGAAGAACGGCUGACCGGGCUGCUAUAUGUAUCAGCGGGGUCGGUCGAGUGCUUAGUCUCGGGCACACGGGUCCGAGAGGUUUGACUUGUAGUCGUUUUGUGGCGAGCUUGCUGGUGUGUUUUUUAUAAGACAUGACUUCCCUGAGUCAGAGGAGCUCGGGCCUGGUGCAGCGCCGAACCGAGGCGUCGCGUAGCGCAGCGGCCGACAAGGACAAGCCCUCCGCCGGGGAGGAGCCCGAGCCGCGCCGCGGAGAGGAGCCCGAGGACGACGAGCAGGGAGACUCCAAAGAGACGCGGCUGACCCUGAUGGAGGAGGUGCUGCUGCUCGGCCUGAAGGACCGGGAGGGCUACACCUCCUUCUGGAACGACUGCAUCUCGUCCGGGCUGCGCGGCUGCAUGCUCAUCGAGCUAGCGCUGCGUGGGCGACUGCAGCUGGACGCCUGCGGCAUGCGACGCAAGAGUCUGCUGGCCAGGAAGGUGAUCUGUAAGUCCGACGCCCCGACCGGAGACGUCCUGCUGGACGAGGCUCUGAAGCAUGUGAAGGAGACGCAGCCGCCAGAGACGGUGCAGAGCUGGAUCGAGCUGCUCAGCGGGGAGACGUGGAACCCUCUGAAGCUGCACUACCAGCUGAGGAACGUGCGCGAGCGGCUGGCCAAGAACCUGGUGGAGAAGGGGGUCCUGACCACGGAGAAGCAGAACUUCCUGCUGUUCGACAUGACCACCCACCCGCUCACCAACAACACCAUCAAGCAGCGCCUCAUCAAGAAGGUGCAGGAGGCGGUGCUGGAGCGCUGGGUCAACGACCCGCAGCGCAUGGACCGCCGGCUGCUGGCGCUCAUCUUCCUGGCGCACUCGUCGGACGUGCUGGAGAACGCCUUCGCCCCGCUGCUGGACGAGCAGUACGACCUGGCCAUGAAGCGGGUCCGCAGCCUGCUGGACCUGGAGCCCGAGGGCGAGAGUCUGAAGCCCCAGGCCAACGAGCUGCUGUGGGCCGUGGUGGCUGCCUUCACCAAGUGACCCUGCCGGGGACAUCCGACUGGCUGCACCGCAGUGACUUAACAGACUGGAGGGACGUCCUGGGAGGCCUAGUCCCUAUCUACACUAGAUCCAGGUCUAGAUCUAGACUAGA
Gadus chalcogrammus (walleye pollock) is the source of this 1185-nucleotide messenger RNA. RefSeq names its product golgi phosphoprotein 3a (gene golph3a). Gene Ontology annotation, molecular function: phosphatidylinositol-4-phosphate binding. Gene Ontology annotation, biological process: Golgi to plasma membrane protein transport; Golgi vesicle budding; Golgi organization. The coding region runs from base 189 to 1073 and encodes 294 amino acids. The record is from RefSeq and is a predicted model, not a curated record. Lineage: Eukaryota; Metazoa; Chordata; Actinopteri; Gadiformes; Gadidae. Gene Ontology annotation, cellular component: trans-Golgi network; cytosol; Golgi cisterna. The transcript is spliced from 4 exons.